AUGGCUCCCUCCACCGUCAAUGGUGUCAAUGGCUCCCGCAAAGCCUCGCUCACCAACAACCCCCCCAGCGCCUGGCAAGCAAAACACCCUAUUGCGUCCCACUUCAUUGGCGGGAGUAGACUAGAAAAGGCUCCUCCGAGCAAGAUAAAGGACUUUGUUCAGGAACACGAUGGCCAUUCUGCCAUCACCUCGGUGCUCAUUGCAAACAACGGUAUUGCCGCCGUCAAGGAAAUCCGUUCCGUGCGAAAAUGGGCCUACGAGACGUUCGGCGACGAGCGUGCCAUUCAAUUCACAGUCAUGGCCACGCCGGAAGAUUUGCAGGCAAAUGCCGAUUAUAUUCGUAUGGCUGAUCAAUAUGUCGAGGUUCCUGGUGGCACCAACAAUAACAAUUAUGCCAACGUCGAGCUGAUCGUCGACGUUGCCGAGCGGAUGAAUGUUCAUGCAGUUUGGGCUGGCUGGGGUCAUGCCUCAGAAAACCCUAAGCUGCCCGAAUCACUCGCCGCCUCCCCCAAGAAGAUCAUCUUUAUCGGCCCCCCGGGCUCUGCUAUGAGAUCUCUCGGUGACAAAAUCUCCUCAACAAUCGUCGCACAACAUGCCAGGGUCCCCUGUAUCCCCUGGUCUGGAGAGGGUGUUGACUCGGUCGAAAUCGACAAGGACGGCAUCGUCACAGUCAAGGAUGAUAUCUACGACCAGGGCUGCGUGCAUUCUGCGCAGGAGGGUUUGGAAGCUGCAAAAAAGAUUGGCUUCCCCGUCAUGGUCAAGGCCUCAGAAGGUGGCGGCGGCAAAGGCAUUCGAAAGGUCGAGAAUGAGGAGGAAUUCCACAGUCUCUACCACGCCGCAGCCAGCGAAAUCCCCGGUUCUCCAAUCUUCAUCAUGAAGUUGGCAGGAAAUGCCCGACAUUUGGAAGUCCAGCUGCUUGCUGAUCAGUACGGCAACAAUAUCUCCCUCUUUGGCAGAGAUUGUUCCGUCCAGCGCAGACAUCAAAAAAUCAUCGAAGAAGCUCCUGUGACAAUCGCAAAUCCUGAGACCUUCCGUCGCAUGGAAGACGCCGCUGUCCGCUUAGGAGAGCUGGUUGGUUACGUUUCCGCUGGUACCGUCGAGUAUCUCUACUCCCAUUCCGACGACAAAUUCUACUUCCUCGAGCUCAACCCCCGUCUCCAGGUCGAGCAUCCUACCACUGAAAUGGUGAGCGGAGUCAACUUACCAGCUGCACAGCUUCAAAUUGCUAUGGGUAUCCCUCUGCACCGCAUUCGUGACAUUCGCUUGUUGUACGGUGUCGAUCCGCACAGAGCCACUCAGAUUGAUUUCCACUUCAAGAAUGAAAUCAGCCUGAAGACUCAGCGGCGUCCCCAAGCGAAGGGCCACACGACCGCUUGCCGUAUCACUUCCGAAGAUCCUGGUGAGGGCUUCAAGCCCUCUGGUGGCACGAUGCACGACCUCAAUUUCCGAUCAAGCUCAAAUGUCUGGGGUUAUUUCUCCGUCAGCUCUGCCUCCAGUAUCCACAGCUUCUCCGACAGUCAAUUCGGUCACAUCUUCGCCUACGGAGAGAACAGAUCUGCUUCCAGAAAGCACAUGGUGGUUGCAUUGAAGGAAUUGUCCAUUCGUGGUGAUUUCAGAACCACAAUUGAAUACUUAAUCAAGCUGUUGGAAACCCCCGCCUUUGAAGACAACACCAUCACAACGGGCUGGCUCGACCAACUCAUUACCAACAAGUUGACCGCCGAGCGACCUGAUCAGAUUCUUGCCGUACUUGCGGGCGCUUUGACCAAGGCUCACAUUGCCAGCGAGGCUAGCAUUGUCGAAUAUCGCAAAGGCCUCGAGAAGGGCCAGGUUCCUUCUAAAGAUAUUUUAAAGACAGUCUUCCCUAUUGAUUUCAUCUACGAGGGACAUCGCUACAAAUUCACUGCAACCAGAGCAAGUCUUGACAGCUAUCACAUUUUCAUCAAUGGCUCGAAGUGUCUGGUUGGUGUCCGAGCACUUGCUGAUGGUGGGUUGCUCAUGCUUGUGGCUGGCCGAUCCCACAGUCUCUACUGGAAGGAGGAGGCUACUGCUAUCCGUCUUAGCGUAGACAGCAAGACUUGCUUGCUCGAACAAGAGAAUGACCCCACUCAGCUGCGAACACCCUCUCCAGGUAAACUCGUCAAGUUCAGUGUUGACAAUGGCGCGCACGUUAAGGCCGGUCAGGCUUUUGCUGAAGUUGAGGUGAUGAAAAUGUACAUGCCCCUUAUCGCACAGGAAGAUGGUGUUGUUCAGUUCAUCAAGCAGCCAGGAGCCACCCUCGAAGCUGGUGAUAUUCUUGGUAUCCUCGCACUCGAUGAUCCGUCCAGAGUCAAGAGUGCCGAGACAUUCACAGGUCAGCUGCCCGACCUCGGCCCACCACAGAUUGUUGGCAACAAGCCUCCUCAGCAAUUUGCUUUGCUCCUCAGCAUUCUCCAGAACAUUCUCCUUGGCUUUGACAAUCAAGUCAUCCUUGCGUCUACUCUCAAGGAGCUAGUGUCUGUCCUCAGGGACCCUGAGCUUCCAUACGGAGAAUGGGCUGCAAGAUCGUCGGCCCUGCACUCGCGAACGCCUCAGAAGCUGGAUGCACAACUCGAGGCGAUUGUGGAGCGAACUCACUCGCGUCAUGCUGAAUUCCCUGCGAAACAGUUGCAGAAAGCCAUCAACCGCUUCAUCGAGGAAAACCUCACGGCUGCAGAAGGCACUGCGCUUCACACGACUCUGGCUCCUUUGGAAGAGGUCAUCGUCAACUACUCCGAGGGACUAAAGGUCCACGAAUUCGCCGUCUUCACCGGACUUCUCGACAAGUACUGGGAGGUUGAGAGGUUGUUCGCCUCGGGAAGCCACAGAGACGAAGACGUGAUUCUUAAACUCAGAGAGGAGAAGAAGGAUGACAUCGCCUCUGUGGUAUACACCGUCUUGUCUCACACCCGUGUAUCGUCCAAGAAUAACUUGAUUGUUGCCAUCUUGGAUAUGUAUCGCCCAAAUCAACCGAACGUCGGAAACAUUGCCAAGUACUUCCGGCCAUCUUUGCGCCGCCUCACUGAGCUUGAAUCUCGAGCGACUGCCAAGGUGGCUCUCAAGGCCCGCGAAUUGCUGAUCCUCUGCGCCAUGCCUUCGCUCGAGGAACGUUCCUCCCAAAUGGAGCACAUUCUGAAGUCCUCUGUUGUGGAUUCAAAGUACGGAGAGUCUGGCUGGGAGCAUCGUGAGCCCGACUUGGACAUUAUCAGAGAAGUGGUGGAUUCCCGCUACACCGUCUUCGAUGUCUUGCCUCUUUUCUUCGCCCACAGUGAUCCGUGGGUGGCGCUUGCUGCACUUGAGGUAUAUAUUAGACGUUCAUACCGUGCGUAUACCGUCAAGGAGGUCACGUACCACAAUGAUACCGAGCCACCAUUCCUUCUCUCUUGGGACUUCGUUCUUCGAAAAGUUGGGCAGACCGAAUUUGGACUACCCUUGGCCUCGUCAUUCCCGUCCGGUCAAGCGACUCCCUCAAUGGAGCGGGGCAACCCAUUCAAGCGAAUCACAUCCGUCAGUGAUCUGUCAUACCUGAACAAAGUUCAAGGCGGCGAUGAACCAUCGCGGAAGGGGGUCAUUGUCCCCUGCCAUUAUCUUGACGAGGCCGAUGAAACCCUCGCACGUGGUCUGGAUAUCUUCCCGAAGGGCGGAGACAAGAAACCUAGCCAGCCGUACCUCAUGCCAACGCUUGACAACCAGAGGAGGCCACUACCAAAAGCAGAUGCCAACGGCGAUGACGAAUUGACCAACGUCAUCAAUAUUGCCAUCCGUGAUAUCGAGAACUUGACCGAUGAAGAAAUCAUGCCUCGUCUCGUAGACCUCGUUGCUGAGUACAAGAAAGAGCUUCUAGCACGCAAGGUUCGCCGUGUUACAUUUAUUUGUGGCCACAAGGAAGGAAACUAUCCUGGAUACUUCACUUUCCGUGGCCCUGAAUACGAAGAGGACCAGAGCAUCCGUCACAACGAGCCUGCAUUGGCCUUCCAGCUUGAGCUUGGAAGAUUGUCAAGGUUCAAGAUUAAGCCAGUCUUCACUGAAAACAGGAAUAUCCAUGUGUAUGAAGCCACUGGUAAGGGCAUUGACAGUGACAAAGUCGUUGACAAGCGUUAUUUCACACGUGCAGUUGUCCGACCUGGUCGACUGAAGGAUGAAAUUCCCACUGCUGAGUAUCUCAUUUCCGAGACUGACCGGCUGGUGAACGACAUUUGUGACGCCCUCGAGAUCAUCGGCAACAAUAACUCGGACUUGAACCACAUCUUUAUCAACUUUACGCCCGUGUUCAACCUUCAGCCUCGCGAUGUGGAGGAGCAGAUUGCCGGGUUCUUGGAGCGUUUCUCUAGACGCUUCCUGCGCCUUCGAGUCACUGGGGCCGAAAUCAGAAUUCUCUGCACCGAUCCCGAAUCUGGACUGCCUUAUCCUCUGCGGAUCAUGAUCACCAACACCUCAGGUUACGUGGUCCAGGUAGAGAGCUACGUCGAGAAAAAGUCGCGCCACGGUGAAUGGGUGUUCGAGAGUAUCGGGGGAACGACUAAACUGGGUGCCAUGCAUCUACGUUCUGUGUCAACUCCAUACGCUUCGAAGGAGUGGUUGCAGCCUAAGCGCUACAAGGCCCAUCUUAUGGGAACCCAGUAUGUUUACGACUUCCCGGAGCUUUUCCGCCAGGCCAUCCAGAACAGCUGGACCAGAGCUGUUGCUAAGCAUUCUUCAUUGCUUGAGUCGAGACCCGAAAUCGGCACUUGCGUCGAAUAUAAUGAGCUCGUACUCGAUGAUGCCGACAAUCUUACCGAAGUUGCCCGCGAACCCGGCACAAACAAUUGCGGUAUGGUCGCCUGGCUGUUGACAGCCAAGACCCCUGAAUACCCGAGAGGCAGAAGAUUCGUCAUUGUCGCCAAUGAUAUCACUUAUCAGAUUGGAUCGUUUGGCCCAGUAGAAGACAACUUCUUCAACAAGGCCACCGAAUUCGCUCGAAAACUUGGUAUCCCUCGCAUCUACCUCUCUGCCAACUCCGGUGCUCGUAUUGGCAUGGCCGAUGAACUCAUUCCUCAUUUCUCUGUUGCAUGGAACGAUGAGGCAAAUCCAAGUUCAGGAUUCAAGUAUCUCUAUCUUACACCCGAGAAGAGAAAGAAGCUCAGCCAGAAGGAAGUCAUUACCGAGCCCAUCAGUGAAGACGGCGAAGAGCGCCAUAAGAUCACCACCAUUGUUGGUGCCAAGGACGGCCUUGGAGUUGAGUGUUUGCGUGGCUCUGGUCUCAUUGCAGGAGCAACCUCCAGGGCAUAUGAAGAUAUCUUCACAAUCACACUUGUCACCUGCCGUUCCGUCGGUAUUGGUGCAUAUCUCGUACGUCUCGGACAGCGUGCCAUCCAAAUUGAGGGCCAGCCAAUCAUUCUUACUGGCGCUCCUGCACUCAACAAGGUGCUUGGUAAAGAAGUUUACACUUCUAACCUCCAGCUCGGUGGUACGCAAAUCAUGUACAAGAAUGGUGUGUCUCAUAUGACCGCCAAUGACGACUUCCAGGGUGUGGAGAAGAUCGUUGACUGGCUGUCGUUUGUUCCUGAUAAGAAGGGCCAACCCGUUCCUGUCAGUCCAUCGGCCGACCCGUGGGACCGUGAUAUCACCUUCUUCCCAUCUCGCGCACCAUAUGAUGUCCGCCAUCUCAUCGGUGGUAAGCAAGACGACGAGGGCUUCCUCUCUGGCCUGUUCGACCGAGACUCUUUCCAGGAGUCCCUUGGUGGCUGGGCCAAGACCGUGGUCGUUGGACGUGCCCGACUUGGUGGUAUUCCCAUGGGCGUGAUUGCGGUCGAGACUCGAACUGUGGAGAAUAUCAGCCCUGCUGACCCUGCCAAUGCAGAUUCCAUUGAGCAAGUCGUGCAAGAAGCAGGUGGUGUCUGGUUCCCCAACUCCGCGUUCAAGACUGCGCAGGCUUUGAAGGACUUCAAUUAUGGCGAGCAGCUGCCUGUCAUGAUCCUGGCUAACUGGCGCGGUUUUUCUGGUGGUCAGCGUGAUAUGUUCAAUGAGGUUCUCAAAUAUGGCUCGUAUAUUGUGGACGGCCUUGUCAAGUAUGAGCAGCCGGUCUUCGUCUACAUUCCUCCCUUUGGAGAGUUGCGUGGUGGUUCAUGGGUUGUGGUCGACCCUACAAUUAAUCCCGAGCAAAUGGAGAUGUAUGCUGACGAAGAAUCUCGUGGCGGAGUUCUUGAGCCCGAGGGUAUUGUCGGUAUCAAAUACCGUCGUGAGAAGCAACUCGAGACCAUGGCUCGGUUGGAUGCUACGUACGGCGAACUCAAGACUCAGUCUCUCGCUAAAGGCUUGAGUCCUGAGCAAUUGAACGCCAUCAAAGCUAAGAUGACCGAGCGUGAGCAAUUGCUUGGACCCAUCUACCAGCAGAUCGCAAUCCAAUUUGCCGAUCUACAUGAUCGUGCUGGGCGCAUGGAGGCCAAGGGAACCAUCCGCUUUGCGCUGAAAUGGCAGAACGCAAGACGGUUCUUCUACUGGCGACUUCGACGAAGAUUGUCCGAGGAAGUCUUGUUGAAGAAACUCAGCUCCAGCCAAGCCGCUGGUGGCGCUCCAAUCGUGACUAAUAGUCUUGCACAGAAGGAGACCAACCUCGCAAUCCUCAAAAAUUGGACUGGUCUACUUGACGUUGAGUUUGACAAGGAUGAUCAUAAGGUGGCUGAGUGGUAUGAGAGCCAUCGAAAGGAGGUAUACGCCAAGAUCGAUGCUCUCAAGAGUGAUGCUAUUAGCAAGAAGGUUUCUGAAUUGUUGAUGAGUAAUAAGGAGGGCGGAUUGAAGGGCGUGCGUGAAGUGCUAAGCCUUGUUCCAACUAGUGAGAGGGAACAGUUGGUCAAGUAUCUUACAGGAGCAUAA
Messenger RNA from Exophiala aquamarina CBS 119918, 6870 nucleotides. RefSeq names its product acetyl-CoA carboxylase. Gene Ontology annotation, biological process: fatty acid biosynthetic process. Bases 1 to 6870 code for a protein of 2289 amino acids. Lineage: Eukaryota; Fungi; Ascomycota; Eurotiomycetes; Chaetothyriales; Herpotrichiellaceae. The record is from RefSeq and is a predicted model, not a curated record. Gene Ontology annotation, molecular function: metal ion binding; ATP binding; acetyl-CoA carboxylase activity. The transcript has 4 exons.